AUGUCAGCUUCCUUCCAGACAGUACCUGAUCAUGAUACAGUACCUGAGUCCCCCCAAGAUCUGCUAAACAAGUUCCUGAUUGCAAAGGAUGUCAGUCCUAUCAAGCACUCCCUUACGAUACCCUGGGAAGAGGCCUCUGAAAGAACAAAGCGAGGCUACAUAAGAACAGCCAAACAAGUGGUUGAAGCCUGUUUGGAAGAAAUAGCGCCAAAUGACUCUGAUAUGCUCUUCCACUCAUUGUACGAGUCAAGUGAAUCUGACAGUACGGUUGAUUCAGCCUUACUCAAAGCAUUAGCAGAGUGCUACAAUAACGCUCAACACUGGAGUACUAGACGGCAAGUGCUAUCUAUAAUGGCAGAUCAAGUAACCUUCAAGCAACUCAAGCAUUUUGUACCAAGUCUUACAAGAUACCGUUAUAACAUUGCACGCCAUCAUCUCUUACUUCAAGGGCAGAGGAGCUGUGCCCCAGGUGGAGAAGAAUACCAGAAUACGCAUUCCACAAGCAAAGCUCGAUCAUUUUCUCUCAUUUUUAACUAGCUCAAAUGUGGUUCAAGAUUUGCCAUUUGGAGAAAAAACUCUUGUCUUAUCGACGAAGGCUGAGAUAAAAGUUCCGAAUGUUAUCAGGGCGAUAAUACCAGAAUCUAUCGUGAAGCAAUAUCAAAGCUACUGCAAAGAAACUGAUUUCCAACCUAUGAGCCGAAGCACUUUGUGCAGAAUCAUGAAAGUAUGUUCGGCAACUGUUCGUAAGUCCCUACAAGGUCUCGACUAUGUCUCAGCCGAUGGCGCUCAGGCUUUUGAUGAUUUGGUAGAGGUAGUACAGAAACUUGGAAGCGACUUUUGCAAAGGUGCAUCGUGGGCAAAUGACAAAAUUGACAAGUUAAAGAAUGUUAAGCGUUAUCUAAAGAGUGAUUACAAGGUAAUUACCAUAAUUUGUGCGCUAUUUGAAAGUGUAAAUACAAUUAUCAGAUGUGGUACUUAGAGAACAUUAAUUUCACGCGAGUCUGAAUGUGUAUACAAUGCUGUUUGAGGACGGACCGCUUUAGGAACACAUAAUAGCAAUCACACAACAUACAAAUGAGAAAGGUUAGUUAUUAGUGACUAGUAGAUGUGCCUGUACUAUAUACAUCCCGAAAAUUUAUCGAGUUUGCACGCCCUUAGCUCAAAUGGCCAAUUAUUAUGUUUCCCGCCUUAAUUUAUUUUCGUUAUCUCUGUUAAAGAAAUUAAUGCUAGAUUGUAAGGAUUUCACAGUACUUUAUGCUAUAAAAUGGCAAAUAGUAACUAGGUGUGGAGAGUUAGCUAUUAACUAUUCGUAUGAUACAUAAAUUCAUUAUAACCAUCGCAAUUAUGCUUACGUUGACCGUUCAUCUGCAGGCUCAUGUGGCAACUGCCUCAAGAAUUGGAGACCAUUGCAGAACAUAUGCGCUCAGUUGUCCUGUCGAUUCUUCUUUUGA
Messenger RNA from Porites evermanni, 1451 nucleotides. The record is from the annotation of a GenBank genome assembly. NCBI's taxonomy places the organism in Eukaryota, Metazoa, Cnidaria, Anthozoa, Scleractinia, Poritidae.